AUGAUCUAUUUCAAGUCGAAAAUUUUCAUUAUUGGACUUUUGUGCUAUAUUUUACAACUUAAAUCUAAUGGUUUGAUAGCGACAAAUGUUGGACUUCAAACACAGAAAGGAAUAAUAUAUGGACGGCAAACUCAAUCUUCGAUUGAAUAUUUAGGAAUUCAAUAUGCAAAAGUCAGCAGAUGGAAACCUCCAAUUGAUCUUGCGUCGGAUACUUUUUCUAAUGGCACAUUUAAUGCAACUUCAUUUGGUCCAUGUUGUCCUCAACCAACUGUAAAAAUAUAUAUAGACAGACAAGAUGAACAAUGUUUGUAUCUAAAUAUUUUUACUCCAAUCAAUGUAUCAAAUCAAUCAUUGUUACCAGUUCUUGUCUGGAUUCAUGGUGGUGCUCUCCAUACUGGUUGUUCAUCACAAGGUAUUCCAACUAUAUAUAAUGGAACAAAUAUUAUCGCUAAUUCUCUUCAACCGGCUAUUAUCGUAACAAUUAAUUAUCGACUAAAUGUUCUAGCUGAUUUUUAUUUACUAGCUUUAGUUGAAGAAAAUUCACCCGACUGGCCAACAGCUGGUAAUUAUUAUUAUCUAGAUAUGUUAUCAGCAUUACGCUGGGUAAAUAAAAAUAUUCGCGAUUAUGGUGGCAAUCCAAAAAAUGUUUUAUUAUUUGGAGAAAGUUCUGGAGCUAAUGCUGUUGUUGACAUUGGUGCAUUAACAGGAUCAGCCAAUCUUUAUCAACAUAUUAUAUCGGAAUCAGGUGGAGCUGGUCAUUAUAUAUAUUAUUCAAAUAUAAGUGAUGCCCUCCAAUUAUCAAAUAAGAUUGUGCAAAAGAUGAAUUGUACACGUGAAAAUAAUGCACUAAUUCUUGCGUGUUUACGUAAUUCUUCAAUUGAAGAUUUGCAUGCGGCCUACGGUCUUCGUCUAGGAAAACCAAUUAUUGAUGGAUAUUUUUUCCCUUAUCAUCCUCUUUUAGCAAUAAAAAAUGGUUUGUACAAUCCAAACAUUACAAUGAUUAUAGGGAACAAUGAACAAGAACCUUUAACGUGUCUUGAAAAUCCAGAUAUGAAUUCAACUGGGGCCAUUUCAGUGCUAAGUCAAACAAUACCGCCACAGUGGUUACCAUCGGCCGUCAAUAAUUAUCAGCUAAAUAGUUGUUCUUCGAAUAGAAAUGCUAGGAAUCGUUGCUGUGAUCUUGUUCGCUUAUUAAUAAUAGAUAAAUUUUUUGAUUGUAAUGUUCAACGAAUAUACAAUAAUUUAUACAUGAAAUAUCAACAAUCGCACAAGCUAUAUUGGUAUCAUCUAGAUUGUAAUCCUGGGAUAUGUCCUGAAAUAUCAGUAGAAGAAGGUGCUGGUCAAUGUGCUCAUGUAGAUGAAAUUCCAUUCGUUUUUGGAACUGUCAGUUCCUAUAAUUCAAUGAAUUCUCACAAUUGUACAUGGGAUAGUCAAACACGAAGUUUUUCAAAUCAGAUCAUUUCACAUUGGAUCAGUAUGGCUCGAAAUGGAGAACCGUUACAAUCAUGGCCACAGUAUUCUCCAACGGCAAAAAAAUAUUUUAAAAUUACACCCUAUCAUGACUUUUCACCUGAACCAUGGUAUCGAGACUGUGCUUUAUUUGAUCAACUUGAAGAUGAACAAAUACGUAUUAUGUUUCCCAUAACUAGUAGUGCACUAUGUCAUAGUAUAAGCAAUUUUCUCAUAUUUUCAGUUACUCUAUUUUACAUGGAAAGGAUGAUCGUCAAUUAA
Rotaria sp. Silwood1 is the source of this 1731-nucleotide messenger RNA. NCBI's taxonomy places the organism in Eukaryota, Metazoa, Rotifera, Eurotatoria, Philodinida, Philodinidae. The record is from the annotation of a GenBank genome assembly.